This is a messenger RNA of Salvelinus fontinalis (brook trout), 1968 nucleotides long. Its product is annotated as serine/threonine-protein phosphatase PP1-gamma catalytic subunit A-like. The transcript is spliced from 7 exons. Gene Ontology annotation, molecular function: protein serine/threonine phosphatase activity. Lineage: Eukaryota; Metazoa; Chordata; Actinopteri; Salmoniformes; Salmonidae. The record is from RefSeq and is a predicted model, not a curated record. Gene Ontology annotation, cellular component: cytoplasm; nucleus. The coding region runs from base 442 to 1413 and encodes 323 amino acids.
GGUUUUUAGUUAGUGUAAGGUUAGAUGGUAGGGUAUUCAUUAUUAUUUUAAACAAAGUUUAAGGGAGUUAUACUCCAGUCUAGUAGGUGGCGGUAAUGCAACAUUUAUUGGAUACCAAUCGCCAUUAAACCUCAUAGAAGAAAAGGAAGAAUCAGAAGAAUCAGAGGGCAUUGCUAACGGCUAACGUGGAUUUUGUCCCGAUAUUCGGCUAAUAUUAGGGGUUUUGGGAAAUUUGUUCAAAACAAAGAUGUUGAAGUAGGUGUUAAGGUAUAAUAUAAGGUUGUAAGAUAACCAGUAACAGGGUAUAAUUUCUACACGUUUUUGUUUUCUGAACCAGUAAUUUCGCGAAGCGAAUUAAUCGUAGCUAACGUUGCUUAGCUAGUAACCAGCACUAGAUUUGCACUUUGCACUGCUCACUCAGGCCUUUUUUUCUGCGUCGCCAUGGCCGAUGUUGAUAAACUCAAUAUAGACAGUAUCAUCCAGCGUCUUUUAGAAGUCAGAGGUGCAAAACCUGGUAAGAAUGUGCAGCUGCAGGAGAAUGAGAUCCGAGGAUUGUGCCUCAAGUCCAGGGAGAUCUUUCUCAGCCAACCUAUCCUUCUGGAGCUUGAAGCCCCCCUCAAAGUCUGUGGUGACAUCCAUGGGCAGUAUUACGACUUAUUGAGGCUGUUUGAGUAUGGGGGCUUCCCUCCUGAGAGCAACUACCUAUUUCUGGGAGACUAUGUGGACAGAGGGAAGCAGUCUCUGGAGACCAUCUGUCUGCUUCUAGCCUACAAAAUCAAAUACCCGGAGAACUUCUUCCUGCUGAGGGGAAACCAUGAGUGUGCCUCCAUCAACAGAAUAUAUGGAUUCUAUGAUGAGUGUAAAAGAAGGUACAACAUCAAGCUCUGGAAAACAUUUACAGAUUGUUUUAACUGCCUCCCUAUCGCUGCCAUUGUUGAUGAGAAGAUCUUCUGUUGCCAUGGAGGGUUGUCACCCGACCUCCAGUCCAUGGAGCAGAUCCGGCGUGUCAUGCGGCCCACCGACGUCCCUGACCAGGGCCUCCUGUGUGACCUGCUCUGGUCUGAUCCAGACAAGGAUGUCCUUGGCUGGGGAGAGAACGACAGGGGUGUCUCAUUCACCUUUGGAUCAGAAGUGGUGGCAAAGUUCCUGCACAAACAUGACUUGGAUCUGAUCUGUCGCGCCCAUCAGGUUGUUGAGGACGGCUAUGAGUUCUUUGCAAAGCGACAGCUUGUGACUUUAUUCUCAGCACCGAACUACUGCGGGGAGUUUGACAAUGCUGGUGCCAUGAUGAGUGUGGAUGAGACUCUCAUGUGCUCGUUUCAGAUUUUGAAGCCAGCCGAGAAGAAGAAGCCAAAUGGCAGCCGUCCAGUCACACCCCCACGGAACAUGGUCACCAAGCAAGGCAAGAAAUAAGGUGGCAUGAGCUCCCCUUUCUGCUUUCGUCUGUUGCAUCUGAAGGGUUGGUUGCCCUUUGCUGCCAAUACUGAAAAGAUAUCCACUCCAACCUGAUGAAAGCGGAAUGUUUUGUUGUUUUGUCCACAAGGGUAAAUGGAUAUGUCACCAUGAAAACCUCAGGGGUUUUGCACUCCAUUGCAACUAGUCUUUGCCACAUGACUGUUCAAUCAGGAACAAUGUAACAAUAUGGCUAAUAAUGCACAGAAAUGCCUUGUUUCAAGCUGUGCACAAAUUUUCCAAUUUCUUCAUUUCAUGUCAUCAAUUUCUGUCGUCACCUGUUUCUUACUGUCAAUGUCAAUAAUGAAAUUAAUGGUUCUUAAACAACUAUGGAAAUAUUACAUUUAGAUGUUUAUUUCGGUAUAACUUGUUUUAUCAUAGGACAUUGAAUCCGCACUCUGCGCCUGCAUCCUCACCAUUUUUAAAAAGUAUUGUGCUGAAUUUAAAUGAAGAAAUAAAACAUUCUUGUAAUGUCUAAGUCUUUCUAAUAAACUUUUAGCACAUUUGAGGGGGAAA